This is a messenger RNA of Euleptes europaea (tarantolino), 585 nucleotides long. RefSeq names its product E3 ubiquitin-protein ligase RNF183-like. Gene Ontology annotation, molecular function: ubiquitin protein ligase activity. The transcript has a single exon. Gene Ontology annotation, biological process: protein ubiquitination. Bases 1 to 585 code for a protein of 194 amino acids. NCBI's taxonomy places the organism in Eukaryota, Metazoa, Chordata, Lepidosauria, Squamata, Sphaerodactylidae. The record is from RefSeq and is a predicted model, not a curated record.
AUGACCGAGAAGCAGAGCCAAGGGCCAGCAGCAGACUGCCCGGUUUGCUGGAACCCCUACGACAACACCUUCCGCACACCCAAGGUGCUCCAGUGCCAGCACUCCUUCUGCAUUGAGUGCCUGGCUCACCUGAGCCUAGUGUCUACGGUGCGGAACCGGCUUCAGUGCCCACUCUGCCGCCACCCUACUGUGCUCCCCUCCGACCAGACCAUUACUGAACUACCCACUAACGAUGCCGUCUUGCGGCUGCUGCGCCUGGAGCCCAACCACAUCAUCCUAGAAGGCCGGCAGCUGUGCCUUAAGGAGCAGCGCAAGAGCAGAUACUUCUUGCGCCAGCCGAGGGUCUACACCCUCGACCUUGGCCCAGAGACGGACUCCAGCACUGCAAGCCGCCAGGACCUGACCCCUGUGGGGAGCACUACCACCACAACCACCACCCUGCCCAAUAGCUCCCCACUCCUGAACUGCGUCCGUGACCCCCAGCUUCGCAUUUUCACCUACUUAAUGGCCAUCAUCUUGAGUGUGACUUUGCUACUCAUUUUCUCCAUCUUCUGGACCAAGCAGAUCUUCUGGGGCAUGGGUUGA